Molecule: messenger RNA, 836 nt
Organism: Diabrotica virgifera virgifera (western corn rootworm)
Lineage: Eukaryota; Metazoa; Arthropoda; Insecta; Coleoptera; Chrysomelidae
Product: RNA-binding protein pno1
Exons: 2
Coding region: 100-819 (239 amino acids)
Cellular component (GO): nucleolus
Molecular function (GO): RNA binding
Source: RefSeq, a predicted model, not a curated record
GACAGUGACAGGUUCUUUUAUUUUGGGGUUAAAUUGUGAACACAUGUAAAUAUACAGUAUUUUUAAGUUAUCACCCCAAUUAGCUCAUUACUUAUUAAAAUGGCUGAAAUAAAUAUUGACAUAGACAAUUUUGAACCAAAAAAGGCUCAAAAACGUGGAGUGUCCACCAGCGAAGACAUGGAAGUGGAAAUUGUGAAUGGUAUAGAAGGAACCAAUAACAAAGUUAGAGCACCAAGAACGAAAAAGGCAAGAUCCAAAUCAUUUUCCGAAACCAAAGAUGACAUGAGAAAAAUAGCUGUACCUUCACAUAGAUACUCACCAUUAAAAGAAAAUUGGUUAAAAAUAUUCACACCUGUAGUUGAGCACUUGCAACUCCAAAUCCGAUUUAAUUUAAAAACCAGAAACGUAGAAAUUAGGGCAUGUAAGGAAACCCCAGAUAUUUCUAAUUUACAAAAAGCUGCAGAUUUCGUUAAAGCUUUUAUUUAUGGUUUUGAAGUUGAAGAUGCCCUUGCCUUAAUUCGUCUAGAUGAUCUGUUUGUGGAAACCUUUGAAAUUAAGGAUGUCAAAACAUUAAAGGGAGACCACCAGUCUAGAGCUAUAGGAAGACUUGCUGGAAAAGGAGGAAGAACUAAAUUCACAAUAGAAAAUGUUACAAAAACUAGAAUAGUAUUAGCAGACAGCAAAAUUCACAUUUUAGGUAGCUUUCAAAAUAUAGCCCUGGCAAGAAGGGCAGUAUGUAAUCUAAUUUUAGGUUCACCUCCUUCUAAAGUUUAUGGACAAUUAAGAAAUGUUGCAUCUAGGGUAUCUGAAAGAAUGUGAAUAAAUUAUUUAUUAAA